Egretta garzetta (little egret) is the source of this 1069-nucleotide messenger RNA. It is a transcript of the gene PPIE, whose product is annotated as peptidylprolyl isomerase E. The record is from RefSeq and is a predicted model, not a curated record. NCBI's taxonomy places the organism in Eukaryota, Metazoa, Chordata, Aves, Pelecaniformes, Ardeidae. Gene Ontology annotation, cellular component: intracellular membrane-bounded organelle. Gene Ontology annotation, molecular function: peptidyl-prolyl cis-trans isomerase activity. The transcript is spliced from 6 exons. Gene Ontology annotation, biological process: protein folding; protein peptidyl-prolyl isomerization. Bases 134 to 895 code for a protein of 253 amino acids.
UGUUCCCCCUGGCCUGCGGAGGCGCGUGGCUUUGCCGUCUUCCCGGUAGCACAGAGCGAGUCCCCGUGUGGCGUGGGCCAUAUAGAGAAAGCAAGCUCUCUUUUCCUCUGACCUCUGCAAGGAUUUGGGGGGCAUGAUGAUUUUUUUACCAUUUGGUGGGGGCUUUGUUCUGCUUUUUUUUCCUCUGCAGAACGAGUCUGAGCUCUUUGGCAGGACAAUUCGUGUGAACUUGGCCAAACCAAUGCGAAUUAAAGAAGGAUCAUCCAGGCCUGUCUGGUCGGAUGAUGACUGGCUGAAGAAGUUUUCUGGGAAGACUCUGGAGGAGAACACAGAGGAGGCAGCAGCAGAGGCCCCCAAACCAGAGGUGCAGGAGGGCGAGCCUCCUGCCAAGAAAUCCCGGGUCAACCCUCAGGUUUACAUGGACAUCAAGAUUGGAAAUAAACCUGCGGGGCGGCUGCAGAUCCUCCUGCGCUCAGAUGUGGUGCCCAUGACCGUAGAGAAUUUCCGCUGCCUCUGCACCCACGAGAAAGGCUUUGGCUUCAAAGGGAGCAGCUUCCACCGCAUCAUCCCCCAGUUCAUGUGCCAGGCCGGCGACUUCACCAACCACAACGGCACUGGAGGCAAAUCCAUCUAUGGGAAGAAGUUUGAUGAUGAAAACUUCAUUCUCAAGCACACGGGGCCAGGGCUGUUAUCGAUGGCAAACUCUGGUCCAAACACCAACGGCUCGCAAUUCUUCAUCACUUGCGAUAAAACAGACUGGCUGGACGGGAAGCACGUGGUGUUCGGGGAGGUGACGGAGGGCAUGGACGUGGUGCGGCAGAUCGAGGCUCAGGGCACCAAAGAUGGGAAGCCAAAGCAGAAGGUGAUUAUCUCGGACUGCGGGGAGUGCCCAUGAGCUCGGCUCCUGGAUGGGGUGAGCCUGACCAGGAGGGGCCGGGGAGCCGGCUGGGGUGGGACAGCCCCACGAAACCCCCAGCAGUGCCCAGCUCCCGCGGCUUCUGUCGAAAUUCCCCUGCAAAGCUUGGUGUGAACGUGCCUGUGGACAGCGCUGGGGGGGGGCCGCCCCCCC